AUGUCCUGUCAGCAGAGCCAACAACAGUGCCAGCCCCCUCCCAAAUGCAAGACCCCAAAGUGCCCUCCUGCCUCUUCCUGCUGUAGCCUGGGUUCUGGGGGCUGCUGUGGUUCCAGUUCCGGGGGCUGCUGCAGCUCUGGAGGUGGCAGCUGCUGCCUGACCCACCACAAGCCCCGAUUUUCUUUCCGUCGCAGACGUCACAGCUCUGGAUGCUGCAGCAGCGGUGGCAGCAGUUGCUGUGGCAGCAGUGGUGGCAGCAGUUGCUGUGGCAGCAGCGGUGGCAGCAGUUGCUGUGGCAGCAGUUGCUGUGGUAGCAGCAGUGGCAGCAGCGGUGGCAGUGGUGGCAGCAGUUGCUGUGGCAGCAGUAGUGGAGGCAGCAGCAGUAGCAGCAGUUGCUGUGGCAACAGUGGUGGCAGCAGCGGUGGCAGCAGCAGUGGAGGCAGCAGCAGUAGCAGCAGUUGCUCUGGCAGCAGUGGUGGCAGCAGCAGUGGAGGCAGCAGUGGCGGCAGCAGCCAUCAGCAGUCUGUGGGCUCCAGCUGCUGCUCUGGAGGUUGCUGCUGA
Messenger RNA from Grammomys surdaster, 561 nucleotides. Its product is annotated as late cornified envelope protein 5A-like. The coding region runs from base 1 to 561 and encodes 186 amino acids. NCBI's taxonomy places the organism in Eukaryota, Metazoa, Chordata, Mammalia, Rodentia, Muridae. The transcript has a single exon. The record is from RefSeq and is a predicted model, not a curated record. Gene Ontology annotation, biological process: epidermis development.